Messenger RNA from Apus apus (common swift), 3805 nucleotides. RefSeq names its product RAB11 family interacting protein 4 (gene RAB11FIP4). NCBI's taxonomy places the organism in Eukaryota, Metazoa, Chordata, Aves, Apodiformes, Apodidae. The record is from RefSeq and is a predicted model, not a curated record. Gene Ontology annotation, cellular component: cleavage furrow; endocytic vesicle; midbody. Gene Ontology annotation, molecular function: calcium ion binding. The transcript has 15 exons. Gene Ontology annotation, biological process: regulation of cytokinesis; endocytic recycling. The coding region runs from base 180 to 2072 and encodes 630 amino acids.
UCCAGCUCUGCCCUAUUGUUCUCCCUUCCCUCGCGUCCUCCCUCCGCUCGCCUCCAUCCCUCCCUCCUCCUCUUCGCCGUCCCUCCCGCCGGGCUCCCCGGAGCUGAUGUCACGCUCCCGCUGAAGGCGCGGGCGAUCAUGGCUGCUGCGGCCGUGGCCGUGCCGCCGGCCUCCAGCUAAUGCCUGCGAUGGAGCCGGCGAGCCUGCUGCGGUUCCUGCGGAAGCUCAAGGAGGUUUUCGAUGUGUGCGACGAGGAUGCGGACGGCUUCAUCCGGGUGGAGCACUUCGUCGCCCUGGGGCUGCAGUUCGGCCAAGGCGAUGAGGUGGAAAAACUGGCAAAGUACUUGGACCCAAACGAUUUGGGAAGAAUCAAUUUUAAGGACUUCUGUCAUGGAGUUUUUGCUAUCAAAGGCUGUGAAGAGUUACUAAAAGAUGUCCUGUCUCCUGAAAACUCUGGUCCUCGACACUAUGAGCCACAGUAUGUUGAUUACUAUUACCAGGGUGGUGAAAUCCCGGACUGUGCCUACUUGGACAGCGAAAGCGCCUACAUCGAGUCAGAGCUCUUUCCUGAUGACUACACGAUGACUCUAGCACAGCAAGAGGUUCACCAUGAGUCUGACAUGGACAGUGCUAUUGAGAGUGCCCAGAGCUCGGAGGCCUCCGAUGUGUGUCGGAGUGAGGAGAAGGACAGUGUGCUCGGUGGCCUGUUUCUGCCCGGUGACAAGUCAAGUCCUCACAACCCUUCUGCAGCAUCUGACCUCUCAACCUAUUCUACCGCCUCUCUGAUCAGUAAUGAAGAACAGUUUGAAGACUAUGGGGAAGGAGAUGAUGUGGAUUUUACUCCCAGUAGCCCAUGCCCUGAUGAUGAGACCAGAACCAACGCCUACUCUGACCUUGGCUCAUCUGUAUCUUCCAGUGCUGGCCAAACACCCCGAAAAAUGAGGCAUGUUUAUAACAGCGAGUUACUGGAUGUUUACUGCUCCCAGUGCUGCAAAAAGAUAAAUCUACUCAACGAUUUGGAAGCCAGGCUGAAAAACUUGAAAGCAAACAGCCCUAACAGGAAAAUAUCAAGCACAGCCUUUGGAAGACAACUCUUCCACAACAGUAACUUCAGCAGCAGUAAUGGCAGCACAGAAGACCUGUUCAGAGACAGUAUAGACUCCUGUGAUAAUGAUAUAACCGAAAAGGUAACAUACCUAGAGAAAAAGGUGACUGAACUGGAGAACGAUAGCCUGACAAAUGGUGACCUGAAGAGCAAACUGAAACAAGAGAACACACAGCUAGUUCACAGAGUUCAUGAGCUAGAAGAGCUAUUGAAAGACCAAGAGACAUCAGCAGAACAGACUCUGGAAGAAGAGAUAAAGAGACAUAGAGAAGCAUAUAGCAAGUAUGAAAAAGAGAAAGGCACUGAAAUUGAACUGCUAAAUACAAGGGUUCAGCAACUGGAAGAAGAAAACGGUGAGCUGAAAAGCACUGUCACCCGACUGAAAUCACAAACUGAGAGAUUAGAUGAGGAAAGGCAACGGAUGUCAGACAGGUUGGAAGACACCAGCCUGCGCCUGAAGGAUGAGAUGGAUCUGUACAAGAGGAUGAUGGACAAGCUGCGGCAGAACAGACUGGAAUUCAACAAGGAGAGGGAAGCCACACAGGAGCUCAUUGAAGACUUGCGGAAAGAACUGGAGCACUUGCAGCUGUACAAGCUGGAAUGUGAGCGUCCUGGACGUGGGAGAAGUUCUUCAUCCAGCCUGAGUGAAUUCAAUGCCAAAACCAGAGAGGUGGAAAUGGAGCAUGAAAUAAAACGGCUGAAGCAGGAGAAUCAGAAACUUCGUGACCAAAAUGAUGAUCUUAAUGGACAGAUUCUAAGUCUUAGUCUUUAUGAAGCUAAAAAUCUCUUUGCAACGCAAACAAAAGCCCAGUCACUGGCUGCUGAAAUUGAUUCUGCAUCAAGAGAUGAGCUCAUGGAAGCCCUUAAAGAACAGGAAGAGAUAAAUUACAGGUUGCGACAGUAUAUGGACAAGAUAAUUUUGGCAAUCCUAGACCACAACCCAUCUAUCUUGGAAAUAAAGAAUUGAAAAGCAUAUGAGAAGGAAAAGCAGCAACUGCCUGAUAUUUCUGCACAUACCACUGGAUCUAAACAACACUCUGAUACUGUAAAUUAAUCUAUAAAUAUAUAUAUACACUAUGUGUGAGCGUGGGUGUGCGGGUGUGUUUAUAUGAUGUUUGGUACACUGUUACUUGUCAUUGGAUUGGCUUGGUUAGACUUUUUCCAUGCACUUUCAAUACCUGUGAUAAGAUGGAUACUGUAUAUUAAUGUAAUAACAAUAUAACUGGAUCAUGCCAUUUUAGAUACUGGACAAAAUGACUCUACCUCUAGUUGUAAAGGUAAAAAAGACAAUGGGAAACAUAUGGAUGUGGCUCUAACUUUAGGAGCAAGAAUUGUUCUUUCGUUCUUCCAGGAAUUUGGGUACCAGAAACCUAUUAACUUACCCAGGUUCAGUUCCUGACUGGUGCUGACUGUGUAAAUUCCUAUUUGAUUUUGGUUUGGUACUUAAACUACACGUAAUAUAAAACAAACUUUGGGGAAAAGGAAAGACACAAAAGGGAAGAAGAGGAAGAUAUUGCGGAAUAGUUGCUAUUUGUGAAAAAAAAAAACAACACACCAUCCACUUGUUUGCCACUGGCAGCACAAAGUGCUUUUUAUGUAAGAUCACUUUGGAGCCUGCUUUGGGAUGCUCUGAGCCAGCCUGCUCUUAGGUGUGUGUGCAUGUGUGGUUUUCUUAUGCCAGGGUCCCUGUAGCAUUGAGGCUAAGAAGCUCUUCAGAUCUGUUCCCCUAUUUUCAGGGGUUUAUCAUGGGUCAUUAAGAUGAAUUAUGGGAUCCUGCCCCUUCCUCUCACCCUUAAUUUUAAAAAUCUCAAGGCACACGUUUCAGUUCUUACAAAAAAAAAAAAAAGAAAAAAAAGGCACGAAGUAUCCCACUUUGUGGGGAGGAGGAGUAGCCCUUGAAAUUAUAUGUUGAGUUGCUUUCCCACCCUAGACACACCACCCUACUUUCAGAUGGCAUUUUGUGGGCAAGCUGUGGAAAGGACUAGGGGAGUCCUGACACAGGGGUGGAGAGAAGCCUGGUGUGGAGUUACUUGUACCUGUAGGGCAGUAAAAAGAGCUUGGUCUUGCAGAAGUUGCCAGUCCAGAUCGAGUACACACAUCUGUGUAAAGCUCUGAACAGGGAACACAUCCUGAUUUAGAUGAGCAGUUGUGCAGGUGCUUAACUUUAAAUGUGUACUGUGGCUGCUCAUAGAAGUCAGUGGGACAGAACAUAAGCUUUAAAGUUUGAGUGUAUGCUUAAAUGCUGCCUUAAAUAGGGAUGGACUUCAACAUGUGCCUGUGUUCUCCUGAGCUGGAUCUGCAUACUGUAGGGCUAGGACCUUUUUAAUUAAUAAUGUAGUUUAUAUAAUGAGCUUAUGAAAUUGUUUUGGUAGUUGAAUGCUUAAAAAAAAAUUAUUCCGUGCACUUUUUUAAAAGUAAAAAUUCCACACUUUUAAUUCACACUGGCACAGAAAAAUCAGGCCCAAGUAUCUGGCUUUCCCCGAUGCAUAGAGAUGUUUCUUCUAUUGAAUACACUUCCCAAAAGAAUGUUACAGUAGCAAUGACUGUGCUUUUUGGUGUAUUUCUUGCUGUUGGCAGUGUCUUGCCCCUAGUAUUCUCUUGAUGUAUCUUGGUGUGUAUAUGUGAUGCAUUUUUCCUGAAUUUGAAUACAUACAAUAUGUAUUCAAUUAUGGAUGUAAAAAAAUAUAUAUUUUUCUUCAA